This is a messenger RNA of Oxyura jamaicensis (ruddy duck), 1216 nucleotides long. RefSeq names its product abhydrolase domain containing 12B (gene ABHD12B). Bases 1 to 1101 code for a protein of 366 amino acids. The transcript is spliced from 13 exons. NCBI's taxonomy places the organism in Eukaryota, Metazoa, Chordata, Aves, Anseriformes, Anatidae. Gene Ontology annotation, cellular component: endoplasmic reticulum membrane. Gene Ontology annotation, molecular function: monoacylglycerol lipase activity; phosphatidylcholine lysophospholipase A1 activity. The record is from RefSeq and is a predicted model, not a curated record. Gene Ontology annotation, biological process: phosphatidylserine catabolic process; monoacylglycerol catabolic process.
AUGCGGCGGCGCGGCGGCGCGGAGGCUCCGGGGCAGGGCGACGGCGACAGCGGUGGCGGUGCCCAGGCGGCGGCGGCGGUGGGCGGGAGCUCGGCUCGGCCCCAGCCCUCCCGGGGCUGGCUGGGCUGGUGCCCCCGGCUGCGCACCCUGCUGCUGGAGCUGCUCCUUGUCUACGUCUCCGUGCCCUUCCUCAUCCGCCUCUUCCCCGCCAUCCUCACCAAAUUCAUCUUCCUCAACUUCCUGGCCUUCCCCUUCUUCGCGGACCUGCGGCAGCCGGCGCUGCUGCUGAACAACACGGUCAGCCUGCACCUCGCCACCGAGCCCGGCAUCUCCGUCGGCAUCUGGCACACGGUGCCGGGCAGCAGAGGGGCCGAGGCGCGGGGCCAGGAGCAGAGCUGGUACGAGGAGGCGCUGGGCGACGCUCACCCCGUCAUCAUCUACCUGCACGGCAAUGGGGGCACCAGGGCUGCGAGCCACCGGGUCCAGUUCAUGAAGCUGAUGGGGGCUGCCGACUUCCACAUCGUGGCUCUCGACUACCGAGGUUACGGGGAUUCCAGCGGGUACCCCACGGAGAGCGGCUUCACCACGGACGUCCUGGCGCUCUACGACUGGGUCAAAGCGCGGAGCGGGAACAGCAGCAUCAUCUUCUGGGGACACUCCUUGGGGACCGGGAUCGCGACGAACGCGGCCCGAAAACUGCAGGAGGAGCGAGGGGUCCAGGUUGACGCCGUCGUGCUGGAGUCGCCCUACAACAGCAUCCGCGAGGCGGCCGCCCACGUCCCCAUCACCACGAUUUACCGGCAGUUCCCGGGUUUCGAGUACCUCAUCUUGGACUCCAUAGCCCUGGCCAACAUGUUCUUCCGCAACGAUGAGAACGUGAAGGUGCUGGCCUGCCCGCUCCUCAUCCUGCACGCGGAGGACGACGCCGUGCUGCCCGUGCACCUGGGACGCAAGCUCUUCGAGACAGCACGCGGCGCCUACAAGGACAAGAGCAAGGUGAAGUUCAUCUCCUUUCCCAAAGAGCUGGGCCUGGGCCAUGACUACAUCUCGUCCAACCCCGAGCUGCCCGCCCUGGUCAAAGACUUCUUGAACAUGAAGUGAGGCCAGCCGCUGCGUACAGCACCCGUGAGCACUCCCCCCACGCCGCGCACCAGGAACCCGUCACAGCACUGACCGUACUUCUGUACGUAAUAAACUCUACUGAGAAACUUUCUAA